AUGUCAACACUCUAUGUUGGGCAUUUGAAUCCUCGUAUGCUAAAGCGUGAUAUAGAAAAGUUAUUCGAAUCAUAUGGUGAAAUAAAACAAGUUCAUUUUAAAGGGGCAUAUGCGUUCGUUGAUUUUUAUGAUGGCUAUCAAGCCUGUCAAUGUGCACACAAUUUGAAUGGAAAAACUGUGCUCGGUGAAAGAAUAACUGUUGAACAUGUGCAUGGCAGUGCAGGUAUCUGUUACGCCGAUCGAGAUCGUUUGCCAAGUCAUGGCAGUUCUCCACCAAUUUCGUCAUCACAUCGGUCAUCAGCCAACGGCCGUAGCCAUUAUUCACCAGAACGAGAGAGAGAACGAGAUCGAAAUUAUAAAUGUUCAUCACCCACAUUUAAUAACAAACGCACAUCUUCGUCAUCCAAACAACGACAUCGUGAAAGUUCAAGAGAAAGAAAAGUUUACUCAAGUUCCACUGUUCGUUCAUCAUCUUCUCAAAAACCGGCGUGGAUAGAUAAAUAUGGACUACCAACAAGAACCCCAUUUAGAAUUGUUGUUAGAAAUCUUUCUCGACGAGUCUCAUGGCAGGAUUUAAAAGAUUUAAUGAGAGAAGCAGGAGAGGUCACCUAUGCUGAUGCUCAUCGUCGCAGUGCUCAUGAAGCAUUUGUUGAAUUUAUAUCGUAUGAAGAUAUGCAAAAAGCGAUUAAACGUUUUGAUCGUACAAAUUUAAAAGGCAGAGUUAUACGCGUUAGUCAAGAUCGAGAGAACACUCAUCCUAAAUCCUCAUCUGAUUCUCCACAACGUGAACCUCGUCACACUCGAAAUACUCGUUCAUCAUCGUCUAAUCGUCACGAAGGUAUCGAUGAAGAUGAUGUUCGUCGUUCACCAACAAAAAAUUUAAAACGUUCUCACGAUGAUAGUGGCUCUAUUUCAAAUGACAGAAAACGUCGAACAAUAGAGAAAGAGAAAAAAUCGUCCACAAGUAAAAAGUCAACAAGACGUCAGUCGAUUUCUUCUCGUUCAUCUCGAUCGUUUAACGAUAAUGAUGAAUAUUUGGAUAAUGAUAAAAUUGGUGCAGAUGAUGAAUUAGAUGAAUCAACUGAUCGUCGUACAUUUAGUCGAAGUGGUGCUAUUGAUCAGAAUCAGCACGAUCGGAAAAAGAAAGAAGAUGGAGAAGGAGUAUCAGCAACAGUUUCUCAGCAUAAAUCAGAUAAACAAGAACCAAAACAGACAUUCCUCCACACACCAUCAUCUAACAGUUUAGAUGAUGUAACAGUGACAAAUGAAGAUGAGAAUAGCAAUAAUAACAAUAAAUAUGAUAGUGAUGAUGAUGAAGAUGAAGAUGAAGAUUUAACAGCAAGUUUCAAUGAAUUGUUGAGUAAAAACAAACAAUUUAAAGAUACCAGUAGAAGUGGUGUGGAUAAUGAUAAUAGUGCGAAAGAAAAGAAUAGAGCCGAUGUAUUAAACAACGUACAAGUAAUUAAAAUACAAAUUGAAACGGAUGAGGAUGGCACAGUUACGACAACAACAACAACAGAAGCAUCUCCCAAUGAUAUGACAACGGACUCUGCUGAUACAGCUGAAAAAAGAAAUGAUGAGCGAAAAGCGAAUUCCAUCAAUAAGGACGAAGGAGAUGGUACUGAAAAUUUUCAAUCAGACAUAGAUUCGUCAAAAUACGAGCGAGAACACACUGAUCAGACAAGUAGCAAUGUUAAGCACACAAGUACAACAGCAGCGACCGAAGAAUUGGAAGAAGAUGAUGAUAACGAGCAAAAUGAACCAAUAACACCAGAACUGGAAUUAGCCCAAAACUUUUAUAAUCAAGCAAUGAAACUAAUCAAUGGAACAAAAAGGCACUAUGAUGAAGCGUACAAAUUGUUUUUGAAAGCAGCUGAUCUUGGUAGUAUUGAAGCAAAAGAAGAAUUGGCAAUGGCACAUCUGAUAGGUGAACAUUUACUAUUAAAUUUCACUCGUGCUAGAUUAUAUUUUGAGGAAGGUAUUCUUCAAGGAUCACCAAGAUCUCAUUUUGGUCUUUCAUUUAUGCAUAGUGUUGGUUUAAUCGCUAAUGCGAGUAUUCCAAAGGCAUUAAUUUAUUUGACAUUUUCCGCUAUUGAUGGUGAUAGUUUCGGUCAAAUGGCUUUAGGCUAUCGAUACUGGAGAUCAGUAGGCGUUUAUCAUAGCUGUGAAUCAGCCUUACUUUAUUAUAAACAAGUAGCAACAGAAGUGGCAAGUAAAAUUACUUCAUCUAGUGGCCAAUUGAUUCAAAGGAUACGUUUAUAUGAUGAAGAAGAAAAUCCUAGUCAAAAUAAUAUAAUGGUCGAUGAUGAUCUCCUUCAAUACUAUCAAUUACUGGCUGAUAGGGGAGACAUACAAGCUCAGUAUGGACUAGGUCAAUUAUAUUAUUUACGAGAUACGGCAUUCGAUAGAGCUUUGCAUUAUUUUCGUUUGGCAGCUGAAGGUGGCAAUUCAAAUGCAAUGGCUUAUUUAGGAAAAUUAUAUUCUGAAAAAAAUGACUAUAUUAAACAAAAUAAUAUAACAGCAUUAAAUUAUUUUCAAAAAUCGGCGGAAAAAAAUAAUCCCAUGGGACAAGCCGGUGUUGGUACAAUGUAUUAUCAUGGAGCUGGCGUUGAAAAAAAUUUUGAAAAAGCAUUAAAAUAUUUUCAAUUAUCAUCUGAUCAAGGUUAUGCUGAAGGACAGCUAAUGUUAGGGAUCAUGUAUUAUAAUGGUGAAGGUGUAAAACGUGAUUAUAAAAUGGCCGUAAAAUAUUUUAGUUCAGCCUCUCAGUCGGGUCAUGCUCUCGGUUAUUACAAUUUAGCUCAAAUGCAUUCAAGCGGAACCGGUGUUCUUCGUUCAUGUACAACAGCUGUUGAACUAUUUAAAAAUGUAGCUGAACGAGGUCGAUGGUCAUCGAUAUUUAUUGAAGCUUAUAAUUUAUAUAAACAAGGACAUAUUGAUCAAGCAUUAGGAAAAUAUUUACUUUUAGCUGAAUUAGGCUACGAGAUAGCACAAUCAAAUGUUGCCUAUAUUCUUGAUCAAUCUCAAAUUACUAUGUAUCCAUCUAAGAGUGAACGAUAUCGUCGAGCAUUAAUCUAUUGGAAUCGUGCAGCUAUACAAGGAUUUCAUGCUGCUCGAGUUAAAUUAGGUGAUUAUUACUUUUAUGGUUAUGGUACAGAAAAAAGUUAUGAAACAGCCGCUACACAUUAUAAACAUGCCAGUGAUCAUAGUCAAAAUCCACAAGCAAUGUUCAAUUUAGCUUAUAUGCAUGAAAAAGGUUUAGGACUUAAAAAGGAUAUUCAUUUGGCAAAACGAUUUUAUGAUUUGGCAGCUGAAACAAGUAGUGAUGCACAAUUACCAGUCAAUAUUGUUUUAUUCAAAAUACAUUUAGAAUUAUUAUGGGAAAAAUGGAAAGGGUAUUCAAAAUCGUUAUUCCACUUUGAUUCUAUCUCACUGCUAAAUUCUUAUUGGGAUGUAUAUUUGAUGGUGGUGCUAGGUGUUUUAAUUGGCUUUUUGUAUACAAUACGUCGACAAAGAGCGAACAGACCAUUUAUAAUAAAUGAUCAGCCACAUGUCGUUCAGCCACCACCAGCUCAGCCUCCUUUAGUUCAAAACAUGGGACAGUGA
Didymodactylos carnosus is the source of this 3603-nucleotide messenger RNA. Lineage: Eukaryota; Metazoa; Rotifera; Eurotatoria; Philodinida; Philodinidae. The record is from the annotation of a GenBank genome assembly.